Drosophila serrata is the source of this 3062-nucleotide messenger RNA. RefSeq names its product Rho GTPase activating protein at 92B (gene RhoGAP92B). NCBI's taxonomy places the organism in Eukaryota, Metazoa, Arthropoda, Insecta, Diptera, Drosophilidae. Gene Ontology annotation, biological process: regulation of Rac protein signal transduction; signal transduction; regulation of actin cytoskeleton organization. Gene Ontology annotation, cellular component: cytoplasm; intracellular anatomical structure. The record is from RefSeq and is a predicted model, not a curated record. Gene Ontology annotation, molecular function: GTPase activator activity; protein binding.
UUAGCGCUCCUGCCGCGGUCACAUUCGGCUCACUUUUUCGUAAAACAUCGUUAAAGAAUGACUAAUUUGCCAGUUUUAAGUAUUUACUCAAUGGCCAGCUAAUUACACUUUGGAAACGAGCAGAAAAAGCAAAGUUUAGUUAACGUUGGAGACUCGAGCGGGAAAAGCAAAGCAGCCAAGAUGAAGAGGCAGUUUGCGAAAAUCAAAAUUGCAGCCGAAAAUCUGUCAAGGUCGACAAAAUCGGAUUGCAAAGAUUCGGAGCUGGAGACGAUCGAGCGGCAGGUGGACAGAUACCGAGACACCAUCGAGAAGAUCGUUCGGAAGCUACCGGCACUGAGUGGCAGCGGCAACAGCAGCAGCAGCAGUGCCAAUGGCCAGGUGAGCAGCGAGGAGCAGGACAAGCGGACCAAGAAGAACAGCCAUUACAAGAUUGCCCAGGCGCUGGACGAGUCCGCCAAGGAGCUGCCCAAGGAUAUGCCGCUGCAGAAGGUCCUCGCCAAUUGUGGAGAGCUGGAGAAGACGAUGGCCGAGUGCAUCAUCGAGAGCGAGUUGGAGACGGAGACCAAGGUGGUGCGGCGACUGAAAAACAUUUUGGACAAGGAAAUCCAGGAGAUCUCGACGCUCAAGCGCAAUGUAUCGCGCACUCUGCAGGAAUACACCUCGCUGAAGCGUAGUUAUGAGGCGGCAAUCCGGCUGGAGGAGCCGGCGUCCAAGGUAAACCACAUCAAGAGCCAGCAGGAGGAGUGCGAACUGAAGCUGGAGAAGGAGCGAGAUGCCUGGGCGGCCCAGAUGCUAGAGCUGAUAGCCAAAGAGGACGAGAUCGUGAGCUGCAUCCGCGACUAUGUGCUUAACCAAAGAAACUACCACGAGCGGGCACUGCAGCAUGUGAACGCCUCGCUGGCCCGCAUCCAAGACACCAUUCAGGGCACGGAGAAGUCCCGCUUUGGCACUUCGCUCAAGGAACAUCUGACAUCCACCAACCGCGAGAUCUCUUACAUCGUUGAGCUGUGCUGUUGCUGCCUGCUGGAGCACGGCCUGGAGGAGGAGGGCCUACUGCGCGUGGGCUGUGCCAGCACCAAGCUGCGCCGCAUGAAGCACGCCCUGGAGGCGCAGCACGUGAAGACCCCGUUGCCGCUGGACUACCAGGAUCCCCAUGUCAUUGGCUCCAUACUCAAGCUCUACCUGCGCGAGCUGCCCGAGCCGCUGCUUACCUAUGGCCUGUACAAGGACUUUAUCCGGAUUGCCGAGCGGCAGAACGAGUCCGAGCGCAAGACGGAGAUCAAGGCCAUUCUGGGCAAGCUGCCCAAGGAAAACUAUGUCAACCUGCGCUACCUCACCCGCUUCCUGGCCCAUGUCCAGCAGCGCUCCGUGCACAACAAGAUGAGCUCCCAGAACCUGGCCAUCGUCAUGUCACCGAACAUGCUCUGGCCGCGCAUCGACAAGAGCAGCAACGCCCCGGCCGACUACAUCGGACAGGUGAACAGUUCCUCGGCGGCCAAUAUAAUUGUAGAGAUGUUGAUCAGUCAGUGGGAUUACUUCUUCACCGGCGAUGUCGAGUUCUAUCUGACGCUACAAAAGCAAAAACUCUUUGUCGAAGGCAAAAGCAAGUCCAAUUCCUCCAACGAAAACCUGGACAGAAACGAUAGUGAAGUCAUGGAGAGUCCUCGCUACGGCACCUUGAGGCGUCAGAAAGCCAAUGCUCCAUCGCCGCCAACCACCAAUGGCAAUGGAACGAGCAUCAUGACCACAUCACAAACGUCGCAUCGCCCGCAUGCCAAGGAACUAUUCCCGCAGCAACAGCCGCCGGCGGAGAAGCAGCAGGAGAAGCCCGUCAAGCCGCCGCUACCAAAUCUGCCGCAGUUCCAGUCAGCCGCCGUCAGUGGGCCCACGCAUACGCAGCUCGAGCCACUGCCCCCGCCACCUGUGACACCCGCCAAGCCUGUACCGAUGACAAGGACACAGUUCUUUGGUCUGGAUAACUUGCCCUCGCCUACGGCUGAUCGCAAGAGCACCGAUAGCAUCGGUAGCUUUAAACUAAAGCCAGAUGUGCCGCAGAAACCGCAGCUGCCCAAGAGGCCGGUGGUACUAGGCGUUGGUGCGACCAAAGUAGAUGGAAAGAGCGACGACGAGGGUGCCAUAACGCCCACCCAGGCGACAAUCGAUAAUGGCAAUGGCUCUGUCCGCUACAAAACGGAAAACUUUCUGGAUAAACUGCGCCAGGAGACCAGUGACACGAACGGAACGCGGGAGGAGGUGCCAGCGGCCAAGGAGAGCAACCACAACACCGAGACUCAGUCGUCAGCCGUUACGGAGACACAACAACAGCAGCCACAGGCGCAACCUCAGGCUACGACUCCGAUCUCGCCGAACUCAUUUCAUACGCCCAAGAGGCCAACGGUGCCAGCACCGCCGCCUCCCACAAAUCGCAAGCUCUCGGAUUAGAGGCAGUCGUGGAAGGAAGUCAGAGUCACUAGGUGUUACUGUUUACUCGUUAAGACUUGAACGCACAGUAAUCUAUAUAUAUAUAUAUUUAAAUGAUCCUUGCGGUUAAAAGAGGAGACGUUGUGCAUUAUAGAGCAAAGAGCCUCGUGUGUAUUCUGCAUUUGUAUUUUUGCCUUGUCAAUAAGCAAUCUAAUUUGUACGAGUUUAGCCAUAUAACAUUUAUCAAGCGAUAUCCACAUACAUAUAUGUACGCAUAUAUAUAUAUAUAUAUACAUAGUCUGUAGUAGGCCACCGUAACUCAAUUGUCGAAAUUGGAUUUGUUAGCGCCCAAAACUGAGCGAGCUCUCAAUUGUUAAUCCUUAUUUAAAAGGUUGUGAUACAUCAGAAAGGUUUGUGUUUCCUUAAUUUUGUUUUGCAACGCAUUUUCAUCGAAAUUUCAUUGUGAUUUCUCUUAAUUAAUAUUAUUAUGAUUUCGUUAAAGGCGUAAAGUACGCAUGCUGAUGCUCCAUUCUGAAUUCGGGCUGACACAGAACUAUUUCCAAUGUAUUCGUUUGAUUUAUUCAAAUCACCAAGUAUGAUUAUUAUCAUUUAUGAUGUACUAUAUAUAUUUUGUAUCUUUG